Molecule: messenger RNA, 2563 nt
Organism: Amaranthus tricolor (Joseph's coat)
Lineage: Eukaryota; Viridiplantae; Streptophyta; Magnoliopsida; Caryophyllales; Amaranthaceae
Product: transcription factor TCP5-like
Exons: 2
Coding region: 335-1597 (420 amino acids)
Cellular component (GO): nucleus
Molecular function (GO): DNA-binding transcription factor activity; sequence-specific DNA binding
Source: RefSeq, a predicted model, not a curated record
GCAAUGCAGAAUCCACUAGGCCACAUGGUAGGAAUGUAGGCCAUUCCUUUUCCUUUUCCUUUUAGGACGUGGUAAAAGAAUUCUAGGCAUCUUCUUAGCUUCUCUUGAGAUUUUUAUGAGCAGCAUCCUUUUCUUAUAUAAUUACAAUCUCACCAUCCUGCCUUCUCUUUCUCAGCUCCCUUCUUUUUUCAAUGAUAUGAAUAAUUAGCAGAUUUAGAACCCUCCGAUCUUUAAUUAUCAAGCUGACUGAUGAUAUUAUCCGUUUGGGAAGAUAGGAAAAUCUGUGGAGAUUCUAGUUAUCAACCACAAGUCUAGUCUCUAGAUAUUUAAUUAUAUGAUGAUCUUAAGAGAUAAAGAAGAGUCUUCAUACAACACAAAGCAAGAACUAGGAGAACAAUCCACUAAGCAAAGUACACAAGCAUCAACUAGUACAAGUUCAAAACAAUGGUCAUCCGGGUUCAAAAACCCAAGAAUUGUAAGAGUUUCUAGAACAUUUGGAGGCAAAGAUAGACAUAGCAAAGUAUGCACCAUCAAAGGAUUGAGGGAUAGAAGGAUUCGACUCUCAGUACCUACGGCGAUUCAACUUUAUGAUCUACAAGAUAGGCUUGGGUUAAACCAACCUAGUAAAGUAGUUGAUUGGUUACUUGAUACUACUAAAAAUGAUAUUGAUAAACUCCCUCCUUUGCCCAUUAUACCGGGAACAUUUACUUCUCAAGGGUAUGGAUCACUCCCUUUUCAUGCUUCUUCAUCUCAAUAUUUUGAUACAAGUUUGUUAUCUUCUACGAAAAAUGUUGGUCAUCAUGAUCAACCUAAUAUCCCGCUCGAAAACAGGGACUGGGUUAGGAAAAAUGUUGGUAUAAACAUAAAUUCAAGUAAUCAAGAUGAUUUGGAUAGUGUUGUGGAUGAAGAUGAUGGAUCAAUUGUGGGUAAAUUGAAGUAUUGGGAUCCUAAUGGGAUUAUGAGAUCUAAACAAAAAGAAGUAGGUCAUGAUCAAGAAGGUAGUUCACAAGUUUUGGCUCAAAACUUGUUCCCUAUUUCAAGUAAUACUAAUAAUAGUAGUAUGUUACCUUCUCAAAAUAGUAAUCCUUCCUUUUUGGGUAAUAAUCCUAUGUUAAACUAUUACCAUUUGGAACCUUCAAACUUGUCUUUGAGUCAAUUAGGAAGCCUUGGACUAGUCCAUUAUUCUAAUUCUCAUAGGGAUAAUCAUACUCAAACAAGUUUGGGCUUAACUCAACCAUCUUCAUUAUCUCUUUCUUCUAUGUCUCAAUUGUAUCUUCGUCCUUCCAUGCCAACCUCUUCAUAUUUUCCUCAUAAUAAUCAUGAUCAUCAUCAUCAUAUUGGUUCUUUUAUGAAUAAUAAUAAUAAUAAUAAUAAUAAUAAUAAUAAUAAUAAUAAUAAUAAUAAUAAUAAUAAUAAUAAUAAUAAUAAUAAUAAUAAUAAUGAUACAUUCUCUUCCUCUUUCCAUGGCGCAAGUGGGAUGGAAAUGAAACCCUUUCCUUUGAGUAUGAAUCAUAACCCUCAUUUGCAACAAAGUGAUGAAGAAGAUUACCAUAGGAAGAGUAAUCAUAGUGUUUGGAAGGAAUCCUCACGGAAUUGAAUUCCUCAAUGCAGGAGAGGUCGGUUUUGGGCAUGUGCAAUAUGUCUAACUGCACAUAACCCUUAAAAAUAAAGGGUUUUGCAUAUUAAAUGAUACAUUAUACACUCGAGAUUUAUAUCAUAUAUAGAGCAGAUGGUCAAAGGUUUUGAUUUAAAAAUAGGGAACCUCAAAUAGAGUGUACAUGGCAUAAAGUUAUUUUGUCGAUUUUUGCUCUGCCCUUGGCCCAAUGAAGAUGAUUGAUGAACACAAGACUAGCUACAACUUAUGCAAAAGAUUAGUAAGUUUGAUGUAUGAAGAUUUGAGGCAAAUCCUAUGCUGCAAUAAGUUCUUAAUACAAGUAAGUUUUAUAUUUGAUCAUUGUAAACUUACAUUAAACUCUUGUAGUAGACAUGUUUCAAAAUGCUUAACACGAUAUAUAUAGAUGGAAUGAGUUUCUAUCUAGAAAUAUUAUAUCAUUAAUGAUAAUAAAAGAAAUCAUAAUUUCAUAUUUGAUUUUUUAAGAUUUUUUUUUUAUAACAAGAUUAAUUAUCAUGUCAAAAAAACAGCAUUCGCUAAAUUGUUUUAUCUUCUUAUAAUGUAAUGUAAUGAAGAGAUGGGGCCCACAACAUUUUAGGGAAAAACUCUAGUAAUAUUGACCAAAUGGGAUGUAGUAGGGUGCAAACGACCUACAUUUUUGUAUACUUGCUAGACUUUUAAAUAACCUAUAUGACCAUAUUAUUUUAAAAUCUCUUACAUAUUUAAAUUAUAUGGUGUAAAUUCAAACGAUAGAUAGAUGGUGUAAGUGUUUUUAUAUGUUUUUUUUUUUGAGUAUUAUGAAGUAACCUAUAGAAUCUUUUUUAAGUAACAAACAUUUUAAUUUUAAUUUUUUAAUUAUUUUUACAUUUUCGAUUUAAUAACUUUGGCAUCGUAUUUGUUAUAAUAAAGAUUUUGUUUUAUUUACCUUAAAUUAGAUGAAUCAAUGGAACU